AUGGGUCGGCCUCGUACCUACGGCGCGAGGAAGACGCAUGCCUCUAUCGCCGCAUCCGCUCUCUUUGGUAGCAUAUCGCGCAACAGCCACCACACCAAAUUUCCUGCAUCACCAGAACGAUCUGCUCUUGCGGAUAUCACAUCAGCAGUAAUCAAUCUAAAGCUCGACGGUGAUACUGAGAAUGAAGACAAACGGGUUGGCCACAACCACGACGAUGAUGAUGAUGACGAGAACUCGGAGACCCUAGAGGAUAGGGAGAGUGAAGAAGGCUCCGAGGGUCUAACAUUGCAACUCGAUGAGAAUGAUGAACUCGAAACGGAAGACGAAACUUCAAUAUUUAACAGAAAACAUCAGCACUUAUUACCACUUAUCACAGCCUACGGCAUCGACACCGGUCGAACAUUGACAACCCAUUCCUGGGCUGACUUACUUCCCUCAGACUGCACCGUAAUCAAAAUAGCAGAAGCCUCAUACGCCGAAGUAUACCGCAUCACAAUCCCAUCCGGCGAAACCUCAAUCAUAAAAGUAAUGCGCAUCCAAUCCCCCUGUGACCCAGCCUCCAGCGCGAGCGACACCGCCAUCAGAGUGGAAAACAUCGUCUCGGAAGUCAGGAUCAUGAAUACACUUACCGAGCUCCCAGGCUUUGUUCGCUUCAAAGACGCCCAUAUCAUCCUUGGUCGCUCCGUGCAGGCAUUCAUUGAUGCGUAUGAGCACCGCGAGGAAGUCUGCAAAGAAGGCCGAGAAUCGCAGUUUCCGCACCCGAAGCUGUACACAGACGCAUCGGAAUUUCUGGCCAUCGAGUUGGGAGAUGCGGGGUGUGUGUUGGAGGACUUUCCAGUUACGAGUAUUAAGCAAGUUUGGGACAUCCUUCUAGGGACUAUUUUGGCUCUUGCAAAAGGCGAGAUGGCGAAUGAAUUCGAACAUCGAGAUCUCCACGAAAACAACAUCUGCGUCUCCGUCUCCCCCACUCCAUCAUCUGAUCACACCGACACAGACACAAACCCCAACCUCAAACUAGGACGUGCAGGAGUCAAGACGACACUCAUAGACUACGGCCUAUCGCGCGCUAAGCUGCAAAACGGCACUGUAGUAUUCCUCGACCUAGAAGAAGAUCCCAUGGUCUUCCAGGGCUCAGAAGGGCAUCCGCAAUUCAACGCUUAUCGUCGUAUGCGCACGAACCUCAUAACAGGCGAACGAACCGCCAAAACAAAAUCCUGGCACCUCUCCAAAACCCUUUCGCCCAGCACCUCGUGGGGCGAAUACACCCCUUACAGUAACGUGAUAUGGAUUGGGUAUAUGCUAGGGUAUCUCAAGAAAGCUUUGAAGAAAAGCGAAAGCAGUCGUGCUACUCCGGGUGGAAAUGGCCGUGGUAAAGGGAGUGGGGGUGGGGGUAGGAGCGGAAAGGGAAGUGUGCUGGGGCUUUUCAAUGAAGAGACAAAGGGAUUGAGUGGGCGCUUGGAUUUCAGGACUAAGGUUGAAAAUGGGGCGUUUGGGACGGCGACUGAUGUGCUGUUUUAUUGUGUGGAGAAGGGGUGGGUUAGUGAGGUGCAGGCGGAGGAGUAUGGGGCUGAUGUUUCGGGUGUAUUUUAG
Lachnellula hyalina is the source of this 1590-nucleotide messenger RNA. RefSeq names its product putative serine/threonine-protein kinase haspin-like protein (gene Haspin). The transcript has 5 exons. Gene Ontology annotation, cellular component: cytoplasm; nucleus. Lineage: Eukaryota; Fungi; Ascomycota; Leotiomycetes; Helotiales; Lachnaceae. Gene Ontology annotation, biological process: protein phosphorylation; mitotic cell cycle; intracellular signal transduction. The record is from RefSeq and is a predicted model, not a curated record. Gene Ontology annotation, molecular function: ATP binding; histone H3T3 kinase activity. The coding region runs from base 1 to 1590 and encodes 529 amino acids.